Messenger RNA from Microplitis mediator, 770 nucleotides. RefSeq lists its product as uncharacterized. The record is from RefSeq and is a predicted model, not a curated record. Gene Ontology annotation, biological process: sensory perception of taste. The transcript has 4 exons. Gene Ontology annotation, cellular component: membrane. Bases 251 to 643 code for a protein of 130 amino acids. NCBI's taxonomy places the organism in Eukaryota, Metazoa, Arthropoda, Insecta, Hymenoptera, Braconidae.
AUUGGGUAAUGUAAUUGAUUAUAAUAGUAAUUAUGAUAAUGACGAGUUGAUAAGUAGUGGAAUUUGUUAUCCGAGAAGUAUAGUUACGAGAAGAAUAAUUUGUGGAUCAAUAGCUCGUGAUCUUGAUAAUAUUAAAUGUAUUUAUAGUGAAUUGUGUGAUAUAUGGUGUGAAAUUUUUAAGUUUUAUGAAUUACCUAUUUUAUUGGGAAUUACUUAUUUCGGUGGAUAUAGCAUAAGUACGAUAUAUACUAUGUGGUUGACAUCGAGACGAACGAGAGUAUUGAAUGUAAUGACGUUUCGGAAUCUGCCUAAAAAAUUUUUUAAUUCUUUUUUUAAAAAAUUCACGAGUGAUAUCCUGUUACUCGUAUUGAUAAUUUUUGUAUUCAUCGUUAUGACUAACAUUGUCACAAAAACAAUCAAACAGAGUAAGAAGACGUCAUAUUGUAUACAUGUACUGCAGAAUAAGUGUACAAUAGACAAUGAAAGCAAAGAAAAACUGUGCAGUUUAUCCCUGAGUUUAUUGCAACGAAAAUUUGAAUGCCGUGUGUUUGAUAUAACAUCAAUCGAUAAUUCUUUUUUACUCACUAUACUGGACACAAUUAUGACGUAUGCUGUAGUUUUAAUACAAUUUAGAGAACCAUAAUACGAAAAAUAUAUAAACGAAUUUUAAAAUAUAUAUAUGUAUAUAUAUAUAUUAGGGUGGUCGUUAAAAAUUGAAUUUUCUUAGGCGCCCCAUAAAAAGCUUCUUUUUAGUGAAAAAAUACGUGGGG